Molecule: messenger RNA, 1833 nt
Organism: Daldinia childiae
Lineage: Eukaryota; Fungi; Ascomycota; Sordariomycetes; Xylariales; Hypoxylaceae
Product: Mannosyl-oligosaccharide 1,2-alpha-mannosidase IB
Exons: 1
Coding region: 1-1833 (610 amino acids)
Biological process (GO): N-glycan processing; carbohydrate metabolic process
Cellular component (GO): Golgi membrane; endoplasmic reticulum
Molecular function (GO): calcium ion binding; mannosyl-oligosaccharide 1,2-alpha-mannosidase activity
Source: RefSeq, a predicted model, not a curated record
AUGGGUGUUCGACGAGUCCGAAUACUUCUUGCUGCGAUUACCAUCUGGGGACUUGUGUCUUGGUACUAUAGCUGGCACCCACCCGCCGGUUCGGGUGUUUUUAGUCAUACACGCCGUCCGGGAAAUCGUCCUACGUCGGCUUCGGUUGGUUCCAAAGGCCUAAAGUGGGAAAAGCGUCCACCUCAACACCCCGUGGAAAAACUCGCUACGCUCCCGACCAACAAGCCUUCCAAACGAAUACCGCGUGUGCAAGUUGCGAGACCGAAGGAGACUGCUUCUGAUAAGGAAUUGCGGCUACGAAGACUUGCUGCUAUCAAGGAUAGCUUUAAACACAGUUGGAAUGGGUACAAGAAAUUUGCAUGGGGUCAUGAUGAGAUCAAACCCCUCUCGGGGUUGUAUAAGGAUCCCUUUGCCGGGUGGGCAGCAACCCUGGUUGAUUCCUUAGACAGUCUAUGGCUCCUUGAUAUGAAAGAUGAUUUCGAGUCUGCGGUAAAGGCUUGCGAGACAAUCGAUUUCACAACUACGGAGACUCGUGAUAUCAACAUUUUCGAGACGACAAUUCGAUAUCUUGGGGGUUUCUUAGCGGCAUACGAACUAAGUGAGAAGCAAUAUCCGGGCCUUCUUAAAAAGGCGACUGAGGUUGCUGAUUUGGUGAUGUCAUGUUUUGACACACCGAACCACAUGCCCAUAACGCGGUUCCCCUGGAAGGAAUAUGCUAGGGGUAAGCCACAGGUCGCUCCGGGACAUGCUCUGUUAGCCGAAGUCGGGUCACUAAGUCUUGAACUUACGAAGCUAUCCCAAUUAACUGGUGAUAUGCAAUAUUACGAUGUCGUACAAAGAAUAGCCGACGGCCUAGAAAAAGACCAAAAGACUACUGCGCUACCGGGGAUAUGGCCGAUCAUAGUGGACCCCUCAAAGACGCCUCUUAAAUCUUCUGGAGACUCAUUCACUCUCGGUGGAAUGGCCGAUAGUACAUUUGAAUAUCUAGGAAAGCAGUACUUAUUGCUCGGAGGCGCUCUUGAUCAGCCUCGCAGGAUGUAUGAAGACUUUAUUGAUGUUGCGAAGAAACAUCUUCUCCGUCGUGCUUUAAAUCCGGACAAUCUCAAGCUACUCUUCUUCGGCGACACUAGGGUUGUCUCGAUGCCCGAGGGCGGCGAGCAGAUUGUGAAUACCCCGAUAGCGCAACAUUUAACAUGCUUCGCAGGAGGUAUGGUGGGUAUGGCAGCUAAAAUCUUCGAUCGCCCGUCAGACCUAGCUAUAGCAGAGCAGUUGACGGAGGGCUGUGUGUGGUCGUACAACCAAACCGACUCAGGCAUUGGACCCGAGCUAUUCCGCUUCAUCCCUUGUGACCCGGAUGUUACUAAGGACGACUGUCAGUGGAGCGAGACGCGAUGGACGGAGGCAAUUAGAAAAUUUUGGGGUCGCAAUAUGAAGGGCGAUACGCUUUCUGACAAGCAGGUCAAAGACAACAUCAUAGAGGCGCGGCAUCUGCCUCUCGGUAUGGUUAAUGUUGACGACCGUCGGUACUUACUGCGGCCCGAGGCCAUCGAGUCCGUGUUUAUGAUGUGGCGCAUGACAGGAGAUCCCAAAUACAUGGAGCAGGCGUGGGCCAUGUUCGAAGCCGUCGAUAAGUGGACACGAUCGAAGUACGCCGCGGCAGCGUUAGAUGACAUAACGGUGAAGAAGCCGGUGCAGGUGGAUAGCAUGGAGAGCUUCUGGCUUGCUGAGACACUCAAAUAUUUCUACUUGAUCUUUGGUGAUUGGGACUUGGCAAACUUGGACGAGUGGGUAUUGAAUACCGAGGCGCAUCCUCUAAGGCGAGCGGAUGCGUGA